CCGGCUCCGCUCAGCUGCGCGCACCUUCCAGCAGUGACAUGGCAUAGAGCCGCCGCGGCGACGCAUCCUGCACCAAUGGACGCACUCCGGCGCGGAGCCCCGACGGCGAGGUGGAGGUGGACCGCGACGGCCGCGCUGAAGGACACGCUGCCCGCAUGGCUGCUCCUCAGCGCCGCGGCCGGGCUGCGGGCGGAGGACGGCACGGAGAAGGAGGCGGAGGAGAGCCACCGCCAGGACAGCGUCAACCUGCUGACGUUCAUCCUGCUGCUCACGCUCACCAUCCUCACCAUCUGGCUCUUCAAGCACCGCAGGGUGCGCUUCGUCCACGAGACCGGGCUGGCCAUGAUUUACGGUCUGCUGGUAGGCGUGAUCCUGCGGUACGGCAUCCCGGCCACCAGCUACCACCACAAGACUCCGCCCAGCUGCUCGCUGAUGGAAGGACCCGUCAGCACCGUGCUGCUCAACGUCAGCGGCAAGUUCUUCGAGUACACCCUGAAGGGAGAGAUCAACUCCAGGGAGAUCCACAACGUGGAGCAGAACGACAUGCUGCGCAAGGUGACCUUCGACCCCGAAGUAUUCUUCAACAUUUUGCUGCCUCCGAUUAUUUUCCACGCCGGCUACAGUCUGAAGAAGAGAGACUUCUUCAGGAAUCUGGGCUCCAUCAUAACUUAUGCGUUUCUUGGCACGGCCAUCUCCUGCUUCGUCAUCGGGAACAUGAUGUACGGCGUGGUCAAACUCAUGCAGGUGCUCGGCCAGCUGACGGACAAGUUCUACUACACGGACUGCCUCUUCUUUGGAGCCCUCAUAUCGGCCACGGACCCGGUGACGGUGCUGGCCAUCUUCAACGAUCUGGAUGCGGACGGUGAUCUCUACGCGCUGCUGUUUGGAGAGAGCGUGCUGAACGACGCGGUGGCCAUCGUUCUCUCCUCGUCCAUCAUGGCGUACCAGCCCAGCGCCGGAAACACUCACAUGUUCGAUGCCUCGGCCUUCUUCAAGUCCGUGGGCGUCUUCGUGGGCAUCUUCAGCGGCUCCUUCGUGAUGGGUGCGGCCACCGGCGUCGUCACCGCGCUCGUCACCAAGUUCACCAAGCUGCACUGUUUCCCGUUGCUGGAGACGGCGCUCUUCUUCCUCAUGUCCUGGAGCACCUUCCUGCUGGCCGAGGCCUGCGGGUUCACAGGUGUCGUGUCCGUGCUGUUCUGUGGCAUCACUCAGGCUCACUACACCUGCAACAACCUGUCGGCCGAGUCCAACCAGCGCACCAAGCAGCUGUUUGAGGUCCUGCACUUCCUGGCUGAGAACUUCAUCUUCUCCUACAUGGGUUUGGCCCUCUUCACCUUCCAGAACCACAUCUUCAGCCCCAUCUUCAUCGUCGGGGCUUUCACCGCCAUCUUCGUGGGCAGAGCCUUCAACAUCUACCCGCUGUCCUUCCUGCUCAACCUCGGCCGGCGGCACCGGAUCAAAGGGAACUUCCAGCACAUGAUGAUGUUCGCAGGUCUGCGCGGGGCGAUGGCGUUCGCCCUGGCCAUCCGGGACACGGCCACGUACGCCCGUCAGAUGAUGUUCACCACCACGCUGCUCAUCGUCUUCUUCACCGUCUGGGUGUUCGGCGGCGGGACGACGCCCAUGCUGUCGUGGCUCCACAUCAGCGCUGGGAACAGCGGCGCGUUGCAGGAGGAGCACGGAGAGUGGGAGUACUCCAGGGUCGGAGUGGAUCCAGAUCAAGACCAGCAGCCCUGUAUAGACAGCUUCCAGGUCCUCCAGGGGGAGGGCUCCCAGGCUGAAGGACAGAGCACAACCAAACAGGAGAGCGCCUGGCUCUUCAGACUCUGGUACAGCUUCGACCACAAGUACCUGAUGCCCAUUCUGACUCACAGCGGGCCGCCUCUCACCUCCACGCUGCCGGCCUACUGCGGACCGCUGGCCAGCUGCCUGACCAGCCGCCAGGCCUACGAGGAACAGCUGAGGGACGAGGACUCUGAAAUCUUUCGCAAUGACGCCGACCUCACCUUCACGUUCGGGGACACGUCCAUCACGUCCAACGGGGCGUCCGGCAGCGCCGCCGGCGGGGACGCGGCCGGAGGUUCUGGCUGGAGCGCCAACGGCAAGAGGAGCGGCAGCACCUCGGAGGAGGCGCUGGAGCGUGAGCUGGACUCCCGUGAGCAGGAGCUGCUGAGCCGACGCACACGUCUGGUUUUCCCCAUCGAGGAUCACAUCUGACCCCCUUUCCCCCCACCCUGCCCCCCACCGUCCUUUUUGUUUUGUUUUUUGCCCUGAGCCGCCAGCCUCCUCGGACCCACCACCCAGACCGCCUUGAGUCCUUCAGAGAGGGGUUCAGAGAGGUCAAGGAAGCAUUUCAUCCUCAUGACAGAGCCGGGGUCUGUCCUCUAGGAGACGUUUGGUCUGUCCUCUAGGAGAUGUUUGGUUUGUCCUCUAGGAGACGUUUGGUUUGUCCUCUAGGAGAUGUUUGGUCUGUCCUCUAGGAGAUGUUUGGUCUGUCCUCUAGGAGACGUUUGGUUUGUCCUCUAGGAGACGUUUGGUCUGUCCUCUAGGAGACGUUUGGUUUGUCCUCUAGGAGAUGUUUGGUUUGUCCUCUAGGAGAUGUUUGGUCUGUCCUCUAGGAGACGUUUGGUUUGUCCUCUAGGAGAUGUUUGGUUUGUCCUCUAGGAGAUGUUUGGUCUGUCCUCUAGGAGACGUUUGGUUUGUCCUCUAGGAGAUGUUUGGUCUGUCCUCUAGGAGACGUUUGGUCUGUCCUCUAGGAGACGUUUGGUUUGUCCUCUAGGAGACGUUUGGUCUGUCCUCUAGGAGACGUUUGGUUUGUCCUCUAGGAGACGUUUGGUCUGUCCUCUAGGAGACGUUUGGUUUGUCCUCUAGGAGACGUUUGGUCUGUCCUCUAGGAGACGUUUGGUUUGACACCUUUUAUUAUGCAGGAUGUGAAAAAUCAGCUUAACUGUUCAGCUGCAGAAGAAGAAGAAGAAGAAAGAUGGCCCCCUCUCUCGUCAUGUGACCUCCUUCAGAGCUCUUCACCAUCUCAUCUAGCGGCUUCAAUAGUUUACAGAUCUAAAGAUCUGAAGCUGCUGACGGGCGUGAGUGAGUGAGUGUGUGUGUGUGUGAGUGUGUGUGUGUGUGUGAGACUGGCAUCGAACAGUGAAUGUCGUGCCCUCCGUCCGCCACGGGUGAAGAAUGUGAGCGACAAUGCAGAGCUUUGUUCCUCUACAUGUGGACGCUGCUCCAGGGCGUCGUGUGUGUGUGUCUGUCUGUCUGUCUGUGUGUGUGUGUGUGUGUGUAUAUAUAUGUGUGUGUGUCUGUCUGUCUGUCUGUCUGUGUGUGUGUGUGUGUGUGUGUGUGUGUGUGUACACGUGGGUGUGUGGGUGUGUGGGUUGGUCUUUUCUGGAAACGUUUUUUUCUAUAUUUUCCUAAACACUUUAAAGAGUUAAAGGACUUCAUCUCAUUCAUCUUUCUGCAUCUCACGGAUAUUUUUUAUUAUCAAUAAGUCCAAAAAAAGUAAUAAAUUGCUUCUUCUCUCCGACCUGCAGAAUCUACAAAUACUGAAAGUACUUCUUUAAACUUUUCAACGACCAGUUUUUUCACGUCGUUUAGAGAACGCCUAAUUUGCAUAUUAAAUCAAAGAUAAUUGCCUUAAUGUCGUCAUCAGCUGUCGUCUCUCCUCAAAAGGUCAAACCUGUUUAUUCUCACCUGUCAAUCAAAGCGUUGAUCUUCUGGGAUCUGGGUAAUAAUCUGGAGUCUCGAACCUCAGCUAGUUAGCGUAGCUUAGCAUAAAGACUUGAAACGGAGGGAAACAACUAGCCUGGUUCACGGUCAGAAGACUCUUGUCUUUAUUUACAGCCAAAAGAAAUUCAAAGUAUAAACAAAAGUCUUAUUAUUGUUAUUAUUAUUAUUACUUCUGUUCUUAGCCCCUCGCCCUCAGUCGACUAUGAUUUCUUUCAUAAGUAAUUUUUUAUGCAUUUUUCCUGCUGAAGAUUUAUUUCUCAGAAACGAGUGAGAACAUCACACGGAACAUGAAUAAAGAGGCUUCAUAAGGAUCAUUUUAUUUUAACGAGCCUCCUCCAGUUUUUGUGCUAAGCUAUGCUAAGCGGCUGUAGCUUAAUAUUUAGCACCCAGACGUCAUCUCUGCCAGGAAGCCGAUGAGCUUAUUGUUUAUUAAAUGUCAGCCUAUUGUUUGAUCAAUAACAGCAGCGUGGAUCACAAACAGGAACCCAUUUGGUUCUUUGUCUGGACCUCAUGGGGAACCUGGUUUCAUUUAGCUCCUCUAAUAAAUGUAAAUAGCAGCGUAUUAAUAACUAGACCCCCUCCUUCUUUAUUUUAUAUCUUCACCACACAGCAUGCGUCACCUUGUGUGUGUCUCCAGAGAACACGAAUACACAGGAGGUGUGAAGAGGCAGGAUUGCGUAACGUGGGGGGUUUGGGGGUGGGGGGGCUCCAAAGAGGAACUGAAUCUGGUGGUGUGAGCCGUACGCUCGGAGGCUCAUUUACAUUCUGGCUGCCGAGCCGGAGCUCCAAAGGACCGAUUGUGUCCAACAAAGCGUGUUUCUGGCCGCCUCCUCGUCUCCUCGAGGGAGGAGGGAACGUUCCUCGGCCUCCAGAGACGACGCACACAGCAGAGGUCACAGCAGAGGUCACAGCAGAGGUCACAGCAGAGGUCACAGCAGAGGUCACGUGGGCUCAAGGAAAACGGAACCGAAACUCAUUUUUUUAAAAUAAAUAUAUAUGUUUCCUCAUUCCUGCCAACAGAAGUGCAGAGAAAGAAAAGAUCACUUCUCUGGAGGUCAGAGGACACCGCAGUGACCUCUGACCUCUGUGCCUGAGGAGGAGCUCAACUGUUAAUACACCUGUUGUUUCCCGUAGCAACCGGCUGCCUGGUUCUACCCACCAUGUUUCUGCAUGUUAAUAAAAACAUCAAAUUACGAGCCA
Messenger RNA from Cyclopterus lumpus (lumpfish), 4929 nucleotides. RefSeq names its product solute carrier family 9 member 7 (gene slc9a7). The transcript has 17 exons. Gene Ontology annotation, cellular component: recycling endosome; membrane. Bases 76 to 2217 code for a protein of 713 amino acids. The record is from RefSeq and is a predicted model, not a curated record. Gene Ontology annotation, molecular function: sodium:proton antiporter activity. Gene Ontology annotation, biological process: proton transmembrane transport; sodium ion transport; regulation of pH. NCBI's taxonomy places the organism in Eukaryota, Metazoa, Chordata, Actinopteri, Perciformes, Cyclopteridae.